CAAGAACUCACGGUGAGCGGUCGCCCCUCUAACACGGCCGAUUCUCGUAUCGUUUCGGCUUUUUCCUCUGCGUAACGCGUUAUCCUACGGGCACGAAGGAAGGGCGCGAGUCGCACCGGUGGACGCUUCCACUGUUCCGGCGGUCGCCGUCUUCGCGACGCGUACACACUUCUCUCUCUCCGUAAACAGUUUUCAACGGGCACGCGCCAUUUCUCCCGACAAUUAUUCCGAUAUUCGAAUUUUCAACAGCGCACUGUCCUCGUGCUACUUAACCGCCCCCUCUCCCUUCCUCCUACCCUCCGGCUCCGAUCCUUGUAAUUGCAUCGACGGGAUAAUAAGAUUUGAAUUUCGAAUCGAGGCCGCGGUAGCGAUAACGUCCGCCCGCGAUUAACCAGCCGUGUUUUCAGACCUACCCAGUUGUUGUUCCCCUUCGCGUUGCCGUUCAUUCAACAUCCCUUUGCUCGUUUCACCCGGGAUUUAUUCAAAAAAGAAAAAAAAACAGGAAACGAACGGGACAUUUUAAUUCCGUUAUUUUCUUUGCCGAUCUCCCGAUCGGGCACGCGUCGUUGUUGGUUCCCCGAAGAAUGUUGACGUUCGCCGGAAUUGUUUCGUGAAAUCCCAGAUAAUCGUAUCGGGAAUUCAAGCCGAUUGGAUCGUUGGAGGCCAAGAUUAUGAAGAACGUAACGCUGCUAGGAAACCGAAGUCGCUGUUGCAAUUAAUUUGUCGCUGUUGGGAAACUGAUAAUCCGAGAAGAACAGAACCGAAGUCGCCAGUCUUCGACGAGAAGCUUUAACGAUGGAAUAAGCAUGACACUGUCGUAAUAUAGACGAAACUUGUGGAUCACUGUGCGAACUGAGAAGACUCCGUUGCUGACAUUGACGGAUCGAAAGCCGUGGGGACAAUCCGUAAGAAGGACAUACGAACGCAGGAGAUUCUGAACCAAGUAGAUAAAAUUGUUCGAAUUAACGAGUCCGAUGUCCAAAAUGUGUCAUUGAUACUGUGUUGAAGAAGUGUACUCUAGGAAUAUGUGUAUACCAAAGGAACUGUUCUCAAGCAUUUAAUUGAUGUUCCAAGUUUGCACAAAGGAUUAUACGUAUUCAAGAAUUUCUGCUUGAUUAAAGUAAAUUCUUCAUGCCAUACAUCUGAACGAUUUGAUUUAACUUCAAAAAUAAGGCCCAGACAUCAUCAAAUUCCAAAGUGGGAGGUCCUUUUCGAAUCUUUCGAACGAAAGUACCAACGUUCCGUCGUUUUUACACGACGAAAGAAAGAAGGAAAGAGAACGAAGGAUCUAGAUCUACACGAGAAUUAAACAGAACACACCGGGAACCAAAUAAAUAAACACCAAGAAUCACAGUUUAAAAUUGCAAGAAAUUCACGUAACGAGAUUAAAAAGCUCGGAUAAGUGAAGACGACAGUAGAAAAUCCGGCAGAUACGAGGGAGCACAAGCUAAUAGUAAGGGGGACCCGUUUAAUGUUGAUCGUGGUUCCUCCAGAAGAGGAACGACGAAGGAUGUCCUGGUAAGUCAGCGAGGAACAAGAGGGAUACUUGAUACGAGAGACCUCGACAAGGUCACCCCGGCAUCACCCUGGCUAACGACCUGUCUGGAGGUACCGGGGGCCCCGGUGCAGGCGGCGUCGGUUCCGUCGGUGGCACCUCCGUCGGCGGAGGCGGUGGUGGCGGUUCAUCGUUGCCAACGACAGCCCUCAGCCUCGACCAUCAGCAGUUCAAUAUCUUCCCCGCGAUUUUCAGCAGACAGCUGAACUUCUCUGCGGCAGCGGCUGCGAACUGUGGUCAGAACAAAUUAAUGGACGAACUAAGGCCAAACCUCGGCUUGCUCGGCGUCGGCCUCGUCGAGAACGAGAGUUUUCACCUGAACCAUAACCAGGAGAAAAGGAAGUGUAGCAGUACCAGUUCGAACGAGCAGGACUUCGGGCUUUACGGGGUCCACCAAGGCCUCGAAGCCAGCCCGCCGACACCCGCCGCGACGCCUGGAAGAAGUAGCGUCGGAGCAACUUCUACUGUUGGUGCGGAAGGAGCUUUUAAAAAAUUAAAACCAGACCCUUGUGCUUCGAGUCCGCACAUUGGUCAUACUCCUACUACCGCCAGUUGCCCAACACCUGCACGACGACGACACAGGACUACCUUCACACAGGAGCAGCUGGCAGAAUUGGAAUCGGCAUUCGCAAAAUCUCAUUACCCGGACAUAUACUGCAGGGAGGAAUUGGCGAGAUCCACUAAAUUGAACGAAGCUAGAAUUCAGGUUUGGUUUCAGAACAGAAGAGCAAAAUAUCGAAAACAAGAGAAACAGCUUCAAAAAGCCUUGACUCCAAUCCCUGCUUGCCAAGGUGCCAUGAUGAGAAAUAUCUAUCCUGGUGCUACCAGAGGUUAUCAGCCGUAUCCACAUCCCCAUAAUAGCAUAAAUGGCAUAAACCGCUAUCCACAAAUGGGUACAACGUCUUAUCCAAGUAUGACACAACCGUUUUCCAUGUCACAUUCUGCAUCGAACAUGUCGGCAGUUACUGGUAUGAGACAAGAUGCAAUGGGUAUGUCAGCGGAAGACGAAUGGUACAACAAAAGUAUCUCAGCUUUGAGAAUGAAUACGGCUCAUCAUCCGAAUCUCGCUGCUCCGAUGCUACAGUAUCAAACAUAAUUUUAAACGUGUAUGAAUGAGUUAUUCGAGAAUUAAGUACUUGAAUACGUAUCUCCGUUAAGACAAUGCAACAUUGCUGAAUUCCGUUGCGGAUGGAAAAACAAACACAGAGAACAAUAUUUCGAAAUAUCACCGAAGGAAUGUACGACGAUAAAGAAAGAAAGAAACUUGAAUAAUUCAUGUGACGCUUUUCAGGAGAGGGAAAAUCGAACUCUCAAUCAGCACGAAAUCUGUCGUGCAAACGUUCGAAGUCUGGUCAGAAUAAUUUGUUUAUUAACAUUGUACUAGAAAAAAUGGACUCUGAUUAAUAUGUUGAAAAUAAUGAGGCACAGCAAAUAUUUCAUUAUACUGUUAGUCAUAUUUUGGUAAACUACUUUGUUAAUCUCUUAGUAUCUCCCAUUAGAUAUACGUAUUCGCACACACUCCACAAUUAUUAGUGCAAGUGUUUAUCUCCGUAAAUUUCAAGCAUUGUGUGCAGGAUGCAAGAGAUGUGUUCGCUUCGACUAUUUUUCUUUCCUUUAACUUCUAGUAAUAUCGUUUUCUUUUCUAGUCACACAGUAUCUCGUCGAACAUAUUUACAUGUGUAUAAUUUUAUAACGAAUAUUCAUCAAUGUGAAUGUGUAAUUAAUUUGAGAGGCUACAACCUUUCUUGCAUUACAACAAAGUUCAAUACAACAGAUCUCAAAUUACCGUUUAUUGUUUAUUUAUAACUUAGCAGUAUAUUUGUUGAUAGGAUUAGUAAUUCAUUUUUGAAUUGUUUGUUAGGUCAAUGUUAAUCAAAUGUACGUACUUUUGUCGAUUAAUGGCGUUCAUUUUCGUAGGAACGAACAUUUGAUUGUAUACUAAAUAAAUUUAAGAACACUUAACGUCUUUCAAUUCCUUUUUUUUUCUGAAUUUCACUUCGCGUUAUUUUUUACACUUUAAUAUUGAAAAAUAAACUCGUACAUUAAACAUUUAAGCGGACGUUUAUUAUUUCACAAUUUUGUACACAGUACUGGUACAUAAAUGAUCGAGAUGCAUACGAAACAAGGAACCCAACGCGCACAUGGUCCACACGAUCUUUCAUUAGUUUCUUAACAACGAUCUAAAACAUUUUUUUGUUAACGGAGGAAACUGUAAAUAAGGGAGAGAUACAUAUACAGUGUAAUCAACAGAUAUUCUAGCAUAUGCGAUUUUUCAAUGUCCUUUUAAAAAUGUAAGCAUACCUAUCCUUAGUGGAAUUUAGGCAUUGAUUUGUGUGCUUAUGUUGGCCAGAAUUUUAAAUAAUCAGAGUGGAAGGGUAGCUGAGGGUAACUGACGAUCCUUGCGUUCGAAAUUUGAGAGGCGCCAGGUUUCGAAUCACGAAAGCUCCACUAUAUAUAGUUCUCCGUUGUUAUUAGCUAAAAUUUGUUUAAAUUUCAAGUAAGCUCGCAAGAAAUCUGACAACUAGGAAAGAAAUACGUUUCGAUAAUUAUUCAGAAGUAUUUAUCGUAAUUAUUUCUGCGAUUCGUCGCGACAUUAUGAAAUCACAUUACGAAAUAUUAUUCGCAUAAAUUAAUCUUCGAUACCAAAUUUGUGGGACUAUUAAGGUAUUUCAUUUAUAAAAUAACACUUAUGUAACAUAACCUCGAUAUAUUUAUGAAUCUUAAUGUCACUUUGAUUAGAAAUGUAUUCAUACGAUUAUUUGAAAUUUUUUUUUUAAUCUGUCCAUUUUAAGGUACUUUACCAGUCGUGGGAAGAGAGCAAUGUAUGAAUUUCUAAUUUAUUUUUAUAAUGACGAUAAGAAUGAAAAGACUGUGGGGAAGAACAAUUAACAAGACAAAGUAAUAAAAGGUAUAAGUUGUCUUUGCAUAUAUCAAUCGAUCUGAAAGUUUCGAUAAUAUAAUUUCCAUGAUAGUAAGUAUGGGUCGUUUCUUUUAUAAAAUACUGUACAUUGUUUGUAUAAUAUACAAGUUUAAUUGUAGAAGAAAAUUUUCUCUUAUUUGAAAGCCUAUUCUCCCUGGCGCCUUUCAGUGGUGAUAUUUGGAGUCUGUCCAAUCAACAAUCGUCUAUAUUGGUGUCAUUUUUCGAUAAGUGUCUAAUGCAUAUAUUGAAUGAGAAUGAAGCUGCAGAAUGACUGCAUUGUUUUCAUGUAGUUUUACUGCGAUCUUAUUAUUAAUAUCACUCGCGGUGUUCCACGCGAAAUGUUCCUAAAAAUUUGUAACAUAUCACACGAUAUACGAACACACAUGCACUUAUACAUACACGUGUGUACGUUACAACAGAGCAUAUGCAUACAACGUAUACACUAUCACAUGCACCGCGUAUGUCGACGAAACAAAAAAAAUGGUUUAGGUGGCGUUAAAGAUUAAGUGGAAAUGCAUACCG
Molecule: messenger RNA, 4997 nt
Organism: Nomia melanderi (Alkali bee)
Lineage: Eukaryota; Metazoa; Arthropoda; Insecta; Hymenoptera; Halictidae
Product: homeobox protein unc-42
Biological process (GO): regulation of transcription by RNA polymerase II
Molecular function (GO): DNA-binding transcription factor activity, RNA polymerase II-specific; RNA polymerase II transcription regulatory region sequence-specific DNA binding
Source: RefSeq, a predicted model, not a curated record